This is a messenger RNA of Cavenderia fasciculata, 2994 nucleotides long. It is a transcript of the gene cstf3, whose product is annotated as cleavage stimulation factor subunit 3. Gene Ontology annotation, cellular component: nucleus. The coding region runs from base 1 to 2994 and encodes 997 amino acids. The record is from RefSeq and is a predicted model, not a curated record. Gene Ontology annotation, biological process: mRNA 3'-end processing. NCBI's taxonomy places the organism in Eukaryota, Evosea, Eumycetozoa, Acytosteliales, Cavenderiaceae. The transcript has 3 exons. Gene Ontology annotation, molecular function: mRNA binding; protein binding.
AUGGAAGAUAAUCAAGAUGGUCAUGAUGUGUCAUCAUCAUCUGAACAAGUAGUCGCACCCGAGACAACAACAACAACAGAGGAGCAACAACAACAACAAGAUAAUAACAAUAAUACAGAAACAACAACAACAACAACACCUACACCACCAUUAACAAAUACAAAUACAGAUACGACAACGGUGGUGGUAGAAGAGACAUCGGCAAUGGAUACCACCACGACUACCGCUGAACCACCACUGAACAGUUCAUCAGAAGAGCAUACUGAUAAUACUACUACUACUGUUACAAAUGGAAGUAGUGUUGGUGCUGGUUCAAAUGGAGAUGUUGUAGAAGAGCAUCAAAAAGAUGAACAAAAGGAAGAACAAAAAGAUGAACAAUCAAAUCAACAAGAACAAUCAAUUCAACAAGAACAAAAAGAAGAACAAUCAAAUCAACCAAAACAAAAACCAACAAUAACAAUAUUAAAAUCACCACCUGUACCAUUAUCAAGUAUAGCAUCGGUGAUGCCAGCCAUUGGAAAGAGAUUAAAUGUAGCGAUUGAUCAAUUAGAGGCGAGGAUUACAUCGGACAAGUAUGAUACAGAGGCAUGGACGUUAUUGUUGAACGAGGUGCAGUCACAGCCUAUCAACAUUGCAAGAGACAUUUACGAACGAUUCUUGGCCGUCUUUCCAACUGCAGGCAGAUACUGGAAGUUGUAUGUCGAACAAGAGAUGGCAGCAAAGAACAACGAACAAGUGGAAAAGAUCUUUGUGCGUGCACUGCGAAGUGUGAGAAACGUAGAGUUGUGGCGCACUUACAUCCAGUAUAUUCGAUCGGGCCAGCAAAACGACCGAGAAGAGGUGAUCAAGGCGUUUGAACUGGCACUCGAGUACAUUGGCAUGGACAUUGCAUCGACCCCCGUCUGGAUCGAAAAGGCACUUUUAGAAGGUAUCCUACGUAACAUGUUGGCUAAACCACCCAGAGCAUCCGAUAAAGAAGCUCAUCAAGUGCGUCUAUGGCGUCGUCUCAUCGCCUAUGAAAAGACCAACCCACAACGAUUCGAUGCUGUGCAACUGCGUAACAGAGUCACGGCCACUUACAACCAGUGUCUACUAUGUCUCUACUUUUACCCAGAUAUCUGGCAUGAAGCGGCUUGUUAUCAGGUUGAUGUCGGGUCGGUCGAUGCGGCGUGCCAGUUUUAUGAGCGUGGACUCACAGCGAUUCCCAACUCGCUGUUUCUCUCUUUUUCACAUGCCGACGUGCUCGAGUCGAGCAAAAAGGUCGACAAGGCCAAAGAGAUUUACGAGAAGCUCAUCACUGCCACUGCGCCAUCCACACCGCCACUCGUGUGGAUCCAGUACAUGCGAUUCUCGCGUCGUCACGAACGUAUCGAGGGUCCAAGAAAGGUAUUCAAGCGAGCCAAGUCAUCCCCAGAUUGCACCUAUCACGUCUACAUUGCCUUGGGAUUCAUCGAAUACUAUAUCAACCAAGACACCAAAACUGCCCGUGAUAUCUUUGAAAUUGGUCUUAAAAAGUUUGGUACAGAUAUAACCUUUGUCAAUUUCUAUGUUGAUUUCUUAUCAAAUUUAAAUGAAGAAAAUAAUACAAGAGUAUUGUUUGAAAAGAUUUUAUCAAAUGUUAUACCACAAGAAAAGAGUGAAGCAUUUUGGAGAAAGUAUCUUGAUUUUGAGUAUAGACAGAAUCAAGAUUUGGCAACAGUCAUUAAAUUGGAAAAGAGGGUGGCUGGAUUAUCACCAGCAUUUGAAAAACAUAGUCUACUACAGCAUUUGAAUCGAUAUAAAUUCCUCAAUCUAUGGCCGUGUCAUCCAAACGAGAUUGAAAUCAUGUCAAAGAAUCUUUUACGUGACGACGGUGAAGAUGAGGAUGAUAUGGAUGAAGAUGGUGGAGAUGAUCAAGACACAUCAUCAUCGUCCUAUUCAUCAAACAAAUAUAGAAAUGCAAGAGGUGGUGGAGGUGGAAAAUGGGAUCAUAGAGGUGGUGGAGGAGGAGCAGGAGGAGGAGAUGAAAAGAAUGAAAGAGAAGACAAACCAACAUCACAAACAAAAAUACCAUUGUCUACAUUAAAAGCAAGCAGACCAGACACAUCAGCAAUGAUAUUGUAUAGAAAUGAAAUGGGCAAGAUAUCAGCACGUGGUGGGGGUGGUGGUAUAGGUGGAUCAGGUGAAAUAUCACCACCAAUUCAAUCAAUCAAUGUUCCACCAAAUAAUAUGCCACCUGGUAUUAUGGGUGGUGGUAUGGGAGGUGGCGUUAUGGGUGGUAUGGUUAAUGGUAUACCCGACUUUCUCAUGCCAAUCGCACAGUUUUAUCCACCUCCUCAACAAUUUAAUGGGCCGUGGGUAGAUGUUGAUCAAUUGAUGAUGUUGAUCAAAGAAAGUCAAUUCCCUCCACAACUAUUACAAAUGAUGGCAAUGGCCGGAAUCAAUAUAGGAAUGAAUCCAAAUAUGGGUGGUGGAAAUAUGGGAGGAAAUAUGGGAGGUGGAAAUAUGGGCGGAAUGAACCAAAAUAUAAAUAUGGGAAAUAUAAAUAAUAACAAUAAUAAUAAUAUGCCACCAAACCAAUCAUUUAACAAACAACAACAACAACAACAACAACAAAAUUCACAACCAACGACACCAACAACUACAGAUAGAUCUAAUCAGUCACCACCAACAUCGGGAAUGAGUGGUGGCCAACAACAACAACCACCACAACAACAACUACUUGGUAAAAGAAAAAUAGAUGAACCAGACAAUAGCAACAACGGUAAUCAAUUGUCAGAUCAACAACCACCAAAUGAUCAACCAAUUAAACCCAACGUCAUACCGGCUCCAGUACCUUCGUCAUCCCAACCUUUACCAUCAUCAUCUGUCGUACAACCAACAUCCAACAUCACCUCAACUACCACACCUUUAAAUUCCGCUCAACCAAUUAGUUCCACCAUUAGUAGCACUAAACUACCCGACAAUGAUAUCUAUAGGAAACGUCUUGCAUCUAAACUAUCAAAGAAAAUUUAA